Messenger RNA from Sugiyamaella lignohabitans, 825 nucleotides. It is a transcript of the gene RPC40, whose product is annotated as DNA-directed RNA polymerase core subunit RPC40. The transcript has a single exon. The coding region runs from base 1 to 825 and encodes 274 amino acids. The record is from RefSeq and is a predicted model, not a curated record. Gene Ontology annotation, cellular component: RNA polymerase III complex; RNA polymerase I complex. NCBI's taxonomy places the organism in Eukaryota, Fungi, Ascomycota, Dipodascomycetes, Dipodascales, Trichomonascaceae. Gene Ontology annotation, molecular function: protein dimerization activity. Gene Ontology annotation, biological process: DNA-templated transcription.
AUGAUCGCAGAGAUUCCAUCAGUUGCCAUUGAUAAAGUUAAUAUCUGGAACAACACUUCACUAAUUCACGACGAGGUAUUGGCUUCGAGAUUAGGUUUGAUUCCUAUACAAAUAUGCCCUGACUGGCUUGCUUGGUACAAUGAGGCCGGUCCAGUAACCUAUGAUAGCGAAGGAAACCCAGAGUCGAAAUUUAAUAGCAGUAAUACAGUGGAAUUCUCAUUGCAAGUCAAGUGUGAGAGAAACCCAGAUGCCCCCAAGGACUGCAAAGACCCCAAUAUCCUUUAUCAACACGCUACUGUGUAUGCCAGUGACCUGAAAUAUGUUCCUCACGGAGACCAGCCAAGCUUUAUGAACCCAGCACCAACUGUUUCGAAUCCCGAUAUCAUCGUAGCCAAGCUCAGACCGGGUCAAGAAAUCACACUUUCUGCAUAUGCCAUCCUAGGUAUUGGUGCUGACCAUGCCAAGUUCAGUCCUGUUGCUACCGCUUCAUACCGAAUGCUGCCAGUUAUUGACAUCAUUGGCGAACCCAUCAAAGGCGACUUAGCCAAGAAGUUCCAAAAAUGCUUCCCAUCAGGAGUUGUGGGAAUCAACUCCAAGGGUGAAGCUUACAUUGCUGAUGCUAGAAAAGACACAGUUUCACGAGAGGUUCUCCGUCACGAAGAAUUUAACGGCCGUGUGAAGCUUGGUCGCAGACGUGACCACUUCAUCUUCAACAUCGAAAGCACUGGAGCCAUGCAACCCGACGAGAUCUUUGUCAAGAGUGUUAAGCACCUCCAGAACAAGGCCGAAGAGCUACUUAGCUACGACCUGGCCACCUCCACCUAG